AUGUCCACAUGGCUGUCAGGAUCCUUCGAGGCCGGCUAUUCCAUAUCUCCCGUCCGGGGUAGUAUUAAAAGGACCCUUGAGACGCUACCAAGGGUACUGGCGUACUUCCCAAGCACUUCAUCAAUUUGCAACCAAGAUCGCCCCAUCAUGAAGCUUUUCGCGCCUGUUGCUGCGCUACUUGCGCUGGGAUUGUCCGGCACUAACGCCUCUACGAUACCUUUGACUAAGCGAACAAUCUAUGGACCGGGCGGCAUCAUGACUCCCGGUCAAAACAUCAGCGCAAUCACAGCUUGGACAUAUGCCGCGUUUGCGCACGCGACAAACACGAUAUCCAACAGCACCACAGAGUUGACGUAUCUGUGCAAGAACUUUGACGACUUAUCGUCGCGCUACUACACCGCUUUUACUCAACCCAACGGAGAUGUGGCGAAGCUAGCAAAGGAAGCGAUAUGCAGUGCUUCGAAAGCCAAAAAUCCCUCGCCCCUUCCCGUUGCAAAAAACCAGCUAUGGUACGUGAAGUACUACACGGCAGGUGUUCUCAAUGCUCAGGCAUAUGCGGCAAAAACCCCCACACCUAAUUGGUUCUUCGAUAUGUGCUACUACAUCGAAGCUACCCUGUUGCGAGGCUUGUGGGCACCUUGCCUGGACACAGAUGAAGGGGGUGUUGACGUUGAGAGUGGUUUCUGUGCCUCCGCCGGAUACUACUCAAAGGGUCCUUUCUCCACAUACACCAGUGCUACUCAGCCUGCCGACAUCGCGCGUCAAGCCGACGUUCUGAUGUCGAAGGUUAUGGGAGCAGUAUUCAAACUUCUCGCCAAAGACACCUCACAGAUUGACUAUGUGUGCAACAACUGGGCGAAGUACGAGGCUGGAAUUGGGAAAACCGGAUUGGUAGCCAGCACACUUAAAGAGCAGGUCUGCGGGCAAAAGAAGGUCGUCGAGGUGAAGCAGGCGAAGGCGGAUCUCGCUAGCCAAAUGACUGAUCUCUUCAUCUUCCAGCUUCUGAAGGCUGGUAACACAGACGGCUAUUACGCGUACAUGUGCAGCACUUAUAGCGCGGAAGCUUUCAACAAGUUUGGAUUGAACGGAGCCAAGGUAGUCGACGCAUUCUGUAAAGCAGCUGCUUAG
Messenger RNA from Periconia digitata, 1128 nucleotides. NCBI's taxonomy places the organism in Eukaryota, Fungi, Ascomycota, Dothideomycetes, Pleosporales, Periconiaceae. The record is from the annotation of a GenBank genome assembly.